AUGUCUGAUACACCAUCUAAUUUUGACGAGAAAUGCAUGCUAGCAUUUGAAAACUUGAAAAAGAAAUUGUCCUCUGCUCCUAUCAUUUCCCCACUUGAUUGGAACUUACCCUUUGUAUUGAUGUGUGAUGCAUCUGAUUUUGCACUUGGGGCCGUGUUAGGGCAGAGGAAAGAUAAUUUAGUCCAUGUGAUAUACUAUGCUAGCAAAGUCCUCAAUGAUGCUCAAAGAAACUAUACCACUACUGAAAAGGAGUUGCUAGCAAUAGUUUUUGCCUGUGACAAGUUCAGAUCAUAUCUCAUUGGUGCUAAAGAAUUCAAUAUUGAAAUUAGAGACAAGAAAGGAGUGGAGAACAAGGUAGCAGAUCACUUAUCCAUAAUCCAUCAUGAGGAAGGUGGAACACAUGAUACAAGUGUAAACGAGCUCUUCCCUGAUGAGCAAUUGUUGACAAUUCACAAAGCACCAUGGUUUGCAGACAUUGCCAACUUCAAGGCAACCGUGGAUUAUGUUUCCAAGUGGGUAGAGGCUAUUGCCACUCCAACGAACGAUAACAAGAUAGUCAUGAACUUCCUCAGGAAGAACAUCUUUAGCUGUUUUGGAGUCCCCAGAGCACUUAUCAGUGAUGGAGGGAGUCAUUUUUGUAACAGACCACUAGAAGCUCUCCUCCUACAAUAUGGGGUAAAACAUAAGGUUGCCACACCUUAUCAUCCCCAAACAAGUGGGCAAACUGAGAUAUCCAACCCAUUUAAAACACCAAUUGGAAUGUUCCCAUAUCAACUGGUGUAUGGGAAAGCGUGUCAUUUACCACUGGAGUUGGAACACAAAGCUCUCUGGGCUCUCAAGAUACUGAAUUUUGACAGCAUUACUGCUAGUGCAAAGAGAAUCUUGCAGCUGCAAGAGAUAGAGGAAUUUAGAUCACAAGCCUAUGAAAAUGCCAAGAUUUAUAAAGAAAAAGCAAAGAGAAGACAUGACAUGCAUGUUGCACCCAGGAGUUUCGAAAAAGGGCAACAAGUACUCCUCUACAAUUCCAAAUUGAGACUGUUCCCAGGAAAACUCAAAUCAAGGUGGUCCGGACCUUUCCUUGUCACAAAAGUCUCGCCAUAUGGACACAUAGAAAUCAUGGAUGAAAGAUCAAACAGGACUUUCACUGUGAAUGGACGAUGGAUGAAAGUUCCGAGAGGACUUUCACGGUGA
Messenger RNA from Arachis duranensis, 1191 nucleotides. RefSeq lists its product as uncharacterized. Lineage: Eukaryota; Viridiplantae; Streptophyta; Magnoliopsida; Fabales; Fabaceae. The transcript has 4 exons. Gene Ontology annotation, biological process: DNA integration. Gene Ontology annotation, molecular function: nucleic acid binding. The record is from RefSeq and is a predicted model, not a curated record. Bases 1 to 1191 code for a protein of 396 amino acids.